Molecule: messenger RNA, 1815 nt
Organism: Penicillium antarcticum
Lineage: Eukaryota; Fungi; Ascomycota; Eurotiomycetes; Eurotiales; Aspergillaceae
Exons: 4
Coding region: 1-1815 (604 amino acids)
Biological process (GO): iron ion transport; intracellular iron ion homeostasis; copper ion import
Cellular component (GO): plasma membrane
Molecular function (GO): ferric-chelate reductase activity
Source: RefSeq, a predicted model, not a curated record
AUGAAGAUGGAAUCGAGCACUGGCAUGGUCCCAUGGCUGGACCAACCUGUCAUGCUACACUCGAGUCGCGAUGCGGGUGAAUGCACAAUGACCCCUGAGCAAUGUGCAUUCAAGACUGGCUAUUGGGUGUUUUGGUAUGAAGCCGAUCAUCGAUACGCCUUGCCGACGGUUGCGUUCUUCCUGGUUGCGAUUAUCCUUUUUACAAUCUCUCACAUUGCUUCAAAAGCCGCACCACAAAGCCUAAGGAACACUUCAAUUUGGUCGCGUCUAGUGGCAGCAUGUCGCUUCCUAUCUUAUAAGAGCUGGAGGUUCGGUGGCUGGAACACACAUUCUCUCGGCGUUUGCUUGCUUGGGGGCGCUGGCGCUGUUUUCUUCUUUGCUAUGACUCUUGGCCCUCGUCCUUACUACUGGCCUAACACAAAGGAAAUCAGCUUUGGAAACUCUCCUCCCAUCGCUACCCGUGCCGGGUUCUUGGCUCUUGCCUGCAUGCCAUUCCUAAUUGUACUAGGUGCCAAGGCGAACCCCAUUACAGCAUUAACCGGAAUAUCCCACGAAAAAUUGAACGUAUGGCACAACUGGGUCGCAUGGGCAAUGUUCGUCCUAGCAUUAAUCCACACCUUCCCAUUCAUUGUCUUUCACGCCUGGAAAGGUGACCUCGUUGCAUCUUGGAGCGAGGGUGGAGUCUGGGUGACAGGUGUGGUGGCACUUAUAGCACAAGCGUGGUUGACCUUCAUGUCUAUCCCCUGGAUCCGAAACCGGUACUACGAGUUCUUCAAAGCAACACACUACUUCAUGGCCCUCGUCUUUGUGAUUUUCUUCUUCUUCCACUGCGACUUCCGCAUGUCAUCCUGGGACUAUUUCAUCGCCACGGCAGUGAUCUACAGUCUCUGCUGGCUAUACUCCCAAUGCAAGACAUACAUUGAGCAUGGUUUCAGACACAAGGCCAGUCUCUUACCCGAAACUGAGGAUACGCUUCGCGUUACUAUCGAUACGAAGAUGCACUGGGCACCUGGUCAACACAUCUUCCUUCGAUUCUUGACCUGUGGUGUUCACGCCUUCACAGCUCAUCCAUUUACAAUCUGCUCAGUACCGCAGAAGAACAAGAACAACGAACUAGUUUUCUAUGUUAAGCGACGCGGAGGACUAACCGGCCGACUGAUGAGCAUGGCGCAGAAGAAUCCGGGCGUCCAAGUUUCUGUCUUGCUGGAUGGUCCGUACGGAGGUAUCCCCGAGGACCAGCUUGCGCUUUCUGACAAGAGUCUCAUUAUUGGUGGUGGCGCUGGUGCUGGCUUUACACUUUCCAUGGUGGAGGACUUUGUUCGAUAUUCUUCCCCUCAAAGAAAAUCUGAAAUGACGGUGGUAGUUGCUACCAGGGACCCCGGAAUGCGCGCAUGGUUUAUCCAAGCAUUGGAAGAUAUGGCGCUGCGAACUUCCCAAGAAGGCAUUAUCCCGGGUCUUUCUGUUCAUAUCCAUGAAACACAUGCCGAACAUCCGGUUAUGGAGACGAAAGCUGAGACCGAAACGGUCCUUCCAGAUCUGAAAUCAGAAUAUGUGAAGACCAGCAAUGGGGCUGUCAAGGAGACAUUCAACCUCGAAAUGUUUGGUGUCAAAUUCUUCUCCGGUCGUCCAGACCUGCCAGCCUUGACCCGGGAUUUGGCCGGUCAAGAUGGUGUCUCUGUUGGUGUUGUAGUGUGUGGGCCUUCGUCUAUGACCCACGAUGUGGGUGAGGCUGUUUCUUCUGCUCAGUAUAGAAUUCUGGCCAAGCAGAGUAAUUGUGCGCGGGAAGUUUGGCUCCACACUGAGAACUUUUCGUGA